AGGAGCGUCGUGUUUACCCCAUCAGCUGAUGCUCAGCUGAGUGCGAGAUGAGGCACUCUCGCCUGCUUGUACUCUUAACUCUCUCACAUGAACCACGUGUGUGUGUGCUAGCUCAUAGUCAUAGCUUCAGCUGGUGAUGGACACUUGACGGGGAAUAAAUAGUCUGCUGUUAUUAUUGUGAUAUGAAGAAGUCGGCGGAUGGACAGAAGAAAGUGAGCCUUAAGAACUCGCUUUCUCUUUUAAGUGUUGAUCGAGCUGCUGUACUGGCAAAGUUUCAUGUGCUAGUUGAAGACAUUUGAUAAACUAAGCAUCUAGAAAUGAGUGGAGAAAAAUCAUUCACUCUAAAUGUCAGUUCUAAGGUUGCUUUGGCUGCAGCCCUGGGUGCUGGGAUGGUAGUGGGAGCAGGUACAGCAUACCUCGUCACCCGCAUCAAUGAGCACACUCGUCUCACGCAACAAAUUUCCAGUCUCCAUGCCACUAUCUUAGAAGUAAAAAGGGAUAUUGCUUCAUUAGAAACAGAAUUUGAUAAAGCUUACAGUUGCACCGAAUUUUCUUCACCUCGAUCUUCUUCAUUCCGAAAGAAAACUGUAAGUUUCAGCAGUACGACCACCUCCAGCAGCUAUAAAACAGCUCACGAGUAUGACACGGACAAUAGCAAGGCUACUGACACAGAUUACUACUCUCCUGAUGAGGAUGAAGAUGAAUUCUUUGACCUGACACCAGAAGAUGGAGAUGAAGGAAUCAUUUUUGGAGGAAAUGGCACUAAUGAAAGGGAACAACUCGAAUCUUUGUCAACAGAAGAUAAUCGUCUGUGCCAUCUCCUUGAGCAGGUAGAUGCACUUAGUGAUGGCACAGGAGAUGAUCAAACACAAGCCUUUAACUUGCUGAAAAGUGAGGAAGAAUUAUACCUGGAUAAUGCAGAAUUCCUGUGGAGACUCGCUAAAGCAACAAAAAAUCAGGCCAUUAUUCAAGAAAAAUUUGGGAAUGAGAAGGCUAAGGAAAACUUAAUAUUUGAUGCCUACAAUUAUGCAGCAAAAGCACUUGAGCUGGAUGAGAAUAAUGCUGAAAUUCACAAGUGGUAUGCAAUACUUGCUGGUGCUCGUGGAGAAUACUUAGGUAUAACAGAACGUGUUAAAAGUGGCAACAUCUUCAAAAACCACAUUGAUCGUGCACUGGAGCUUAAACCUAAAGACUCUACUUUACACCAUCUGCUUGGACGUUUUUGUUUUGAGGUGUCACAACUGUCGUGGCUCGAGAGAAAAGCAGCAACGGCACUGUUCGGUGAAGUCCCAUCAUCUACCUAUGAAGAAGCGCUUCGCCACUUUUUAGCAGCCGAGGAAUUAAAAUCAUCCGGAUGGAAAGAGAAUCGUCUCUUUGUUGCCAAAUGCCACAUUCAAAUGAGCAAUUAUUCAGCUGCAAGUACUUGGCUAGAACGAGCAUCCAAAGCACCUGUUGUAACUCCUGAUGAUGAGAUUGUACAGAAUGAAGUUUGGGUGCUGCAGCAGAAAUAUUCAUGAAAGAAAUCAGCUGAAGAAAGAAAUAUGCUGUGCAAAGUAUUUAUUUGGAUUUUUCACAUAUAUAUUGUUCCAUUGAUAUUUGAUACUAUGCAAGAAGGCAUUCCUGGAGACCCUAUACAUUAUAUUGCAUAACCUGUUAUGGAUAAAAUAUAAUUUUAUAACAAAAGAAUUUUGUUAUAAACAACAUUUUACAUGGAAUAAUGAAUUAGGGUGUUGUUCUCUAAUUAUUACAAAGUAACAUAACUUGUGCUGUGAUUGGCUGUUGGUAUAGCUUUUUGUUAUCUUUGUUAUUAUUGGCUAACAGUUUCAGAGUUACAGAUUAUACGUCCAUCACCUACACAUUAAAUACCAGUGAAUCUGUCUGCUAAUCUUUCCCAAAAACUUUACUUCUGGGGGAGUCCCAUGUAGCUCCCUGAAGCUAAAAUGCUAUUUGCUGAGACAGCUCAUCCUCCUACAGUAUUUAGAUGGCACUUAUACAGUAGUACGAUGUGGCCCAUCAUACAUAUAUUGAUGUAAUGGACAAUGAGAAAGAAGAAUUUGGUAUUACUGAAUUUACACAAACCAGAAAAAGUUUUGCAUCAAUGUUGUUAACUAAACAUAACCAUCUUAGUCCUAAUACAUGCUAUCUAAGGUCUAACAUAGUACUGUACAUAUAUGUACUCUGUUAGGUCUAGGAAUAUUUAAGUUUGGUUUUUGGUUUUAUUUUUUCUGGACUCUUUUAAAGUGAAUAAUAUCAAAUUCUACUAUCUAAUUGUCCAAUAUGUUAAUAUAUGUAUGAUGGUCCACAUAGUUACAAAAAGUGCUGUCUAAACAAGAGGAUGGGUUGGCUGAGAUGGUUACCAUCUACUUGGUUAUGUCAGUCAUAAAGUUCUAGAGGCCUACUGGGGACUGGAGCCAGAAUCCGGGCCCCUCCCUCACAAAGGCACAGAGGACUAAUGACACUUAUUUUUGCCACCACACUGGGGAAGACAUCCUGAAAAUCGGUGAACCAAAACAAACCACUGCUGGAUUCAAAAGAGAACGAAACCUCAAAACCAGCUGACACCCCCCCCCCCCCCACCCCAACUAUGCAAACAAAUUAUCAAAAUCUAUCAGAACCACUCCAAGCUUGUUUGCCCCACUCUUUUGAGGGAAAGAGAGAGGCAGCCCACUGCCAGCAAGUGUCCCAAGCCUCGGCUCUCUUGUGUGGCCUUGGGUUGCUCUCUCAGUCAGGAGUCUCAUUCUUAUCCUACUGUGCUCCCUCCUCCCUGGUAUGUUCACACGUUUUCUUCCUUUUCUGUGGGUAGUUAGCUAAAGGGAGCCACAAGGAACUCCCAUCAGAAAAUAGUUUAAGGUUUUAAUAGGACUGAAGGUUUCAUCUCAUUUUGAAUCCAGCAGUGGUUUGUUUUGGCUCUCAAAUUUUCUGGAUGCUUUUCCUGGUGUGGGGGCAAAAAUAAAUGUCACCGCUCCCUGCACCUCCAUGAAGGGGGCGGGAUUCUGAAUCUAGUGCUCAGUAGGCCUCUAUUGCUGGUAUAACUCAGUAGAUGGGAACCAUCUCAGCAUAUAUUACAGGGAGCCACCAGCAUUCACCCAGAAAUUCACAUUUCAUUACAUUUGAUGCUGGUUUUUUCAUGCUUUUUUCACUCUUCAUAACUCCAAAAAAAUUUACUAUAAGCAAAUAGAGAGAGAGUGGGCUGGAACAGAGGGUAAUAUGUGUAUGUAUGUAGUUGGGCUUUAAUAUUGGGUGAGUUAAAGCUCAUGAAUGUUGUAAAUUUGUUAGUUCCUCAUUUUUAUUAACUAUUAUCUUGCCCAUUGUAUUCUUUAUUAUCUAAUCGAUGAUUAUUCCCUUAAAAAUAUUUUUAAGAUUUCUAAAUACUGUACAAUAAUAUGAAUGGAAGGAGGGAGGAUUCCCUCCAUCCACCUUCAUGUACUUUAAACUAUUCGUAUACUCAGAAAUCAGUUUUUCUUCUAAGCUAUAAAUUUGUUAAGAGAUAGUUUAAAUAAACAUGCAGGAUAAUGAAAUUUAAUAAAAACUUGGAAGAAGAGAGAGACUAAUGCAGCUAAAACAUUACGAUGCUACAAAUGUAAUAAAGCCAUACUCUGCCUGUGGUCGUAUUGAAAUUAUAAUACACACAGUUUUUCCUUCUUUUAAUAAUUAAAUAUCUUGCAUAUUUGAUUUAGUAUUUAAUAAAGUUUUAAUCUGUAA
Molecule: messenger RNA, 3702 nt
Organism: Procambarus clarkii (red swamp crayfish)
Lineage: Eukaryota; Metazoa; Arthropoda; Malacostraca; Decapoda; Cambaridae
Product: regulator of microtubule dynamics protein 1
Cellular component (GO): mitochondrion; mitotic spindle pole; spindle microtubule
Molecular function (GO): microtubule binding
Source: RefSeq, a predicted model, not a curated record